Molecule: messenger RNA, 4426 nt
Organism: Pogoniulus pusillus (Red-fronted tinkerbird)
Lineage: Eukaryota; Metazoa; Chordata; Aves; Piciformes; Lybiidae
Gene: GPRIN3
Product: GPRIN family member 3
Exons: 6
Coding region: 964-3291 (775 amino acids)
Biological process (GO): neuron projection development
Cellular component (GO): plasma membrane
Source: RefSeq, a predicted model, not a curated record
AAGCAGCAUGAAGAGGAAGGUAGUGUAUUUUUCAGUUGUUGUCCAGCUCCUGGAAGCAAGUGCAAUGGAUAUUGGGAGGCUCAGUGCCCCUGGAAAACCACCAGUUGAAGCUGCACCUGUUCAAACACAAUGUCUGGCUCUGCCUCAGUGGCACCAAGGGUGAGCAAAUGGCUGUCGAGGACUGCAGAUCUUCAGAAGAAUCAGUAAGCUGAAGCUGGCACACCAAGCUAAGCGUGUGAGAGGUCCUUUGGCAGAACUGCCCAGGUAAUCUGCAUAAUUAGAAGUAAAUGCAAGGAAUCAAUGCAGAGUGAGAAAAAGUAACCAGGAAAGUGUGAGAAGAACUCAGCACUUGAGACAGGAACCAAGUUCAGAGAUAAAUAAGGUAAACAGGGCAGCGCUUCGUACAGGAAGCCAAAUUUGCCUAUCGAAAACAACAAUCCAAAUUGAAGGUACCACAAGAGCUGAUCCGCAUUUGCGUACACGGCAAUUCCCCGAGCAAAUCUGUACAAGCCUGCAGGCAAACGGCUCAUCAGGUGCCUCGAUAGCUGUCUGUAGGCAGCCUCCUAAGCUGGCGCAAGCGGUGGACGGAAUCUGCAGCUGGGAUGUACAGUUCCGAUUCUUCUGCUCUGCAAAAGCUUAGCGUGGAGUUGUUUUAGGAACAGGAAAGAACCGGCUGGUGAAGAAGGCAACGCAGAGCAAGCUCCGGCGCCCCGUCCGGGCUGUGGCACAGCUGCUGAGGGGCCCUUGCUCAGCCCCGUGCGCCUGAUGGAAGGCAGGAGCCUCCUGCUCCUGGUCUAUAAAACCCAGGCGCGGCCCAAGGUGUGGCUGGCGUGAGCGAGGAAGGCUACCUGGAACCAGAUUAGCUUUGCAGGAAACCUGUCGCCAGCAGCUUGUCGCGCUGUACCUACCACCAAGAAAGCUCCAAGGAGAAGCUGAGGGCAAACAACGUCUCGAAGACAGUCCAUGGGGACUGUACCAGAUCCUCUGAGAUCUGCCAAGCUUUCCCUGGUCACAGCUUCUGAGAGAGAGGACUGCCUGGGAGACUUACAGUCUGCUAAACACCAGCCCCAACUACCCAUUGAAGAGAAGACCAGCAAUGGCUUCCCAUUUAUGCCAUCUGGCUCUGCUGGAGUUUGCUUGUUCGAUCUGAAAUGCACAGCAGCCACCAGUGUGCAGAGGUGUGAGCAGUGCCCUCAGGACAAUGCUAGCCAGCAGGAAGCCUUUCCUCCUGGGCUCACCAGCCAAGUUGCAGAGGGGUGUCCUGCAGCUGUAGAUCCUGCAGAUUCCUCCCAGCCAGCAGGCAGCCAGGGACUAGCAGCACCAGCUCUAACCACAGCAGAAGCUCCCUUGGAGGGGCAGGGGCCAGAGAUGAUGCCAGCCCCCCAGAGCUCCCGCCAGUUUAUGCAAAGCAGCCAGGCAAAAACGAGCUCCCUGACGCAAAUGGAUGACUCUGCCUUGAAACCUUCAGGAACUGAUGAUCAGCCAGCACUUGAGGUUUUAAGUUAUUCUUCCCUGGGUGACCCUAUCAGGGAUGAUGAGUCCUGUUGUACUUCUCAGGCAAAACUUCUGCAAACAGGGGAGAAAGACAGGGGAACAGCAACCAGUUCUGCUGUGUGUCAGCCUGCCUUGCCAGUGAGGCACAGCGAAGCUGGCCUGGGAAGAGACCCACAAACCAGUCUGGAGGCAAAAAGUGUGGCUGCAGAUGCUGCACAGUUGCAUCUCACAGGUAAAACUGAAGUGGUGCAGAGCAGCAAGGCACCAGUCCAGUCUAGCCAAGGAGGUCCACAUUCCAUAGACCACACAGUCAGUGAGCUGGGAAGUCCAGGCCCCACUCACCUCUGCAAAUACAGAGAAAUGGGUACAAUGACAGUUCAGCCAGAGAGCAGCUUUUUAACUCAGGAAGCAGUAAGCAGAACAUGGCGAGAUGCUGAGGUUCAGGCUGUGGCUACUGUGGAGAGCAAAUCGGCCUCCACCAGUCCCAGUAUCCUUGCAGCCUUCUUAAAAGGGAAUCCACCUCCAGAAGAGAAGGAAGAACUGCACAUAAUUUACCAAGGAGGAACAGGGCUGAGCCAGACUGCAAUUACUGACAGUAUAUCCUCUAGACAAAAGUCCCCAUGUUCUCCUGGUAUCAUGUCAGAGUCAGCUGUUGUUACGGCUGUGGCUGCUCCAGCCCAAACUCAGGCUGUGAAACUGCCUGUUUUCCCAUCUGAUGUGGUGCCUCCAGCUAAUGCAAAACUUGUUCUCUCCUCCUCCCCAGCAGCCCUUACCUCCCAAGGGACAUCUGUGCAUGAUGCUGAAACAGUUGGUGCAGCCUGUGGUGGCAAGGAUGCUGCUCAGCUGCCAAUGGAUGCUCAAGUCCCACCAAAGCCCAUACCUGUUGAGAAGCUUGCAGUUGGCUCCAGUAAUCAAACUCCAGCACAAACUGGGUCUGGCACUGGUGAACCAAGCCCUAAUUCUGUGGCCACUGUCCCAGGAACCAAGAACAACAUGCGAGAUCUUGUCCCUGAUGCAGGAAGCAGCUGGUUACCUUUACUCAAUAGCACAGGCAGUGAGGUCAAGCAGAAGGAGAUCCUGGACAGUUCUGAUCAAAAGCCUGUGCAAAGUAAGGGUGCACAUCAAGAGGAGGCCAUUCCUGACAAAUCUGUGGUGAAACCAAAGGAAGAAAACUCGGUGGUGCUUGAUCCUAAAGGAGGGACGAGUGUUAGCCACCCUGUCACUGUCUGCAUAAAGGCAUGCUCAGAGGUUGCGUGUAAAAAAGAGAGCAGAGGACAGAGAGACACUGGCCAGGCUGAGUUGAGUGUGAAUUCUGCACAUCUCACCCCUCCCUUGGAGGCAUCAUCAGCUCCCCAGCAGCAAGGCCUCCAGGCCAAGGAGUCCAGACAUGAGAUGCAGACAGCAGCUCUUCCUGCUUCAGCUCAGGCCUUGCCAAGCGUGAGGGAAAACAAAAAGGUCCCCACUCCAGCCAUGGAGGCAAAAGUGCAGGUGAAGCAGUCCAAACACGUCAGGGAUGUUAUUUGGGACGAGCAGGGCAUGACAUGGGAGGUUUAUGGUGCUUCCCUCGAUCCGGAAUCCCUGGGAAUUGCCAUCCAGAACCACCUACAGAGACAAAUACGAGAACACGAGAAACUGAUCCGGUCCCAGAACAGUCAGUCUCGGAAAUCCAUUUCCUCGGACACAUCCUCAAACAAAAAACUGAAAGGCAGGCAGCACAACGUGUUCCAGUCCAUGCUGCAGAAUUUUAGGCGUCCUAAUUGCUGUGUCCGACCUGCUCCCUCUUCUGUCUUAGACUGAUGUGGUUUGCAGGAAUGUGUAGAUGCCUGCAGCGGUAGAGAGGAUCCCUGCCCUCCAGUCUUGAGUCCCGCUGUCCAGUAGCGUUAUUGGGAUUGUGAUGCAGCAGCAGUGGAAAAUUAUUUCCCUUUGUUUUCCGAGUAGCCACACUCUCCAUUGCACAGUUCUUACUGCCACAGCUGGUGUGUUUCCACAGUGUGACCCCAUCCCCGCUCCUGCCAGAUGAGAAGCUAGGUACUUAGCAAAAGCACAAAGUCGAGCUGCCGCCUUGCCGCCAAGGUGGAGCAGCACCUUCUCGCAAAGCAAGAAGCAGAGGAAUUGUCACAAGUUCUAUGGGAAACUAUUUGUGUGCAUCACAAGGUCUUGUACAAAUGGGUGGGCUAGAGGAAGGGGGGUGAGGUGAAACUGAGAUUCUACAGCUGUAGAGACCUGAAACAAGACGAGUUACCUAGUGUGUAAAUUACUCAACAGUGAGAUGAGUCUGCGUAAACCGUGCAGGCGCUGAUAACUGAGCAGUCUGACUUCCGUUGAUCCUGUGGGGAACCGUUGUCACGUGAGCCCCAGAGAUCCAGGUCUUCUCCCUGUGAGAUGGAGAAUCAGAGAAAGAGUGAGGAUGAAGGCUGAAGGAUGCUCUCUCUGGGAGCAGGUAAGCCAGCGGCUAGAAGGGGAAGUGAGAAAGGGAGGUACUCUGCGGGCUUUUUUUCCCCUGCGUCAGCCACACUUAAGGUAUAAUCAGGAGAUGCACAAAGGGCAGGCGAGGGACAUGAGAGCAUGGCAGACGUAUCCACAGCCAGCAGAUGCCCUCACUCGUGUGGUAGCAUUCCAGCCAAGUCUUUCAAGAGCAGCGAGCUGUCUGGCUCCUCAGCCAGGGUGGGUAGCCCAUGCUCCCAGCCUCCCGCAGCACUGAGCACCUCUCCUCUAAAUCACUCUCUAAGGUGAUGUGAAUCUUCUUUUCUCCCUCCAGAGAUGCACAGUAACAUUUUCCCAUAGGAGCAGGCUAUCCUGUGUGUCUGGGUCCGUGAACCCACAUGACUAGUGUCUUACAACAAUGUUUUUCCUUUGAAGUCCUUAUCCAGCUCUACCCUUUUGCAGUAUUUUGGUGCUUUUCUUGCUGCCUUUCAUAAAUGAAUACCAUUUA